GCAUGUUCGCCAAGAAGCCGGCGGGCGCCGCGCCGCUCGGAGCUAUGCCUGUCCCAGACCAGCCCCAGUCAGCCUCCGAAAAGACCAGCUCCCUGAGCCCUGGCUUAAACACCUCCAAUGGGGACGGCUCCGAAACAGAGACCACCUCCGCCAUCCUUGCUUCGGUGAAAGAACAGGAAUUACAGUUUGAAAGGUUAACCCGAGAGCUGGAGGCCGAACGUCAGAUCGUAGCUAGCCAGCUGGAGCGAUGCAAGCUCGGAUCAGAGACGGGCAGCGUGAGCAGCAUCAGCUCAGCAGAAGAACAGUUUCACUGGCAGUCACAAGAUGGUCAAAAAGAUAUCGAAGAUGAACUUACGACAGGCCUGGAGCUUGUGGAUUCCUGCAUUCGAUCUCUGCAGGAGUCGGGAAUCCUGGACCCCCAGGAUUACUCCACAAGCGAACGGCCCAGCCUUCUCUCCCAGAGUGCACUUCAGCUCAAUUCCAAACCUGAAGGGUCUUUCCAGUAUCCGGCCAGCUACCAUAGCAACCAAACCCUGGCCCUGGGUGACACGGCCCCUUCACAGCUCCCAGGCCGCAGCACUCAGGCCCGGGCUGCCAGUCAGAGCUUCAGCCAGGGCACGACGAGCCGCGCCGGGCACCUGGCGGGCGCCGAGCCCGCGCCGCCGCCGCCGCCGCCGCCGCCGCGGGAGCCGUUCGCGCCCAGCCUGGGCAGCGCCUUCCACCUGCCGGACGCGCCGCCCGCCGCCGCCGCCGCCGCCGCCGCGCUCUACUACUCGAGCUCCACGCUGCCCGCGCCCCCGCGCGGCGGCUCCCCGCUGGCCGCGCCCCCCGGCGGCUCGCCCACCAAGCUGCAGCGCGGGGGCUCGGCCCCCGAGGGCGCCGCCGCCUACGCCGCCCCGCGCGGCUCCUCGCCCAAGCAGUCGCCCAGCCGCCUGGCCAAGUCCUACAGCACCAGCUCGCCCAUCAACAUCGUCGUGUCCUCGGCCGGCCUGUCCCCGCUGCGCGUGACCUCGCCCCCCACCGUGCAGUCCGCCCUGUCCUCCUCGCCCAUCCACCAGCUCAGCUCCACCAUCGGCACCUACGCCACCCUGUCGCCCACCAAGCGCCUGGUGCACGCGUCCGAGCCGUACGGCAAGCACUCGCAGGAGCUGUACGCCACCGCCACCCUCCAGAGGCCGGGCAGCCUGGCAGCUGGGUCCCGAGCCUCCUACAGCAGCCAGCAUGGACACCUGGGCCCCGAGUUGCGGGCCCUGCAGUCCCCGGAGCACCACAUAGACCCCAUCUAUGAAGACCGAGUCUACCAGAAGCCCCCUAUGAGGAGCCUCAGCCAGAGCCAGGGAGACCCUCUGCCGCCAGCACACACCGGCACCUACCGCACGAGCACAGCCCCUUCUUCUCCUGGUGUCGACUCCGUCCCCUUGCAGCGCACAGGAAGCCAGCAUGGGCCACAGAGCGCAGCCACAGCCACCUUCCAGCGGGCCAGCUACGCCGCGGGCCCGGCUUCCAACUACGCUGACCCCUACCGACAGCUGCAGUAUUGUCCCUCUGUGGAGUCUCCAUACAGCAAGUCCGGCCCUGCCCUCCCGCCCGAAGGCACCUUGGCCAGGUCCCCGUCCAUCGACAGCAUUCAGAAAGAUCCCAGAGAAUUUGGAUGGAGAGACCCGGAACUGCCCGAAGUGAUCCAGAUGUUGCAACAUCAGUUUCCGUCUGUCCAGUCCAACGCUGCAGCCUAUCUACAGCACCUCUGUUUUGGAGACAACAAAAUUAAAGCUGAGAUAAGGAGACAAGGAGGCAUCCAGCUCCUGGUGGACCUGCUCGAUCACCGGAUGACCGAAGUUCACCGUAGUGCCUGCGGAGCUCUGCGGAAUUUGGUGUACGGGAAGGCCAAUGAUGAUAACAAAAUUGCUCUGAAGAACUGCGGUGGCAUUCCAGCGCUGGUGAGGCUGCUUCGCAAGACCACGGACCUUGAGAUCCGGGAGCUGGUCACAGGAGUCCUCUGGAACCUCUCGUCCUGUGAUGCCCUCAAAAUGCCAAUCAUCCAAGAUGCCCUGGCAGUGUUGACCAACGCGGUGAUCAUCCCGCACUCUGGCUGGGAGAAUUCCCCUCUUCAGGAUGAUCGGAAAAUACAGCUGCAUUCAUCACAGGUGCUGCGCAAUGCCACUGGGUGCCUAAGGAAUGUGAGUUCAGCCGGAGAAGAGGCCCGCCGGAGGAUGCGGGAGUGUGAGGGGCUGACCGAUGCCUUGCUGUAUGUGAUUCAGUCUGCGCUGGGGAGCAGUGAGAUCGAUAGCAAGACCGUUGAAAACUGUGUGUGCAUCUUAAGGAACCUCUCCUACCGGCUGGCGGCAGAGACGUCUCAGGGACAGCACAUGGGCACGGAUGAGCUGGAUGGGCUGCUCUGCGGCGAGGCCAACGGCAAGGACGCCGAGAGCUCCGGCUGCUGGGGCAAGAAGAAGAAGAAGAAGAAGUCCCAGGAUCAGUGGGAUGGAGUAGGACCUCUUCCCGACUGCGCGGAACCUCCCAAGGGGAUCCAGAUGCUGUGGCACCCAUCCAUAGUCAAACCCUACCUCACACUGCUCUCUGAGUGCUCAAAUCCAGACACGCUGGAAGGGGCGGCAGGCGCCCUGCAGAACCUGGCUGCGGGGAGCUGGAAGGGCUGGGCUGAGGAUGUGGCAGGCAUGGCGUAUGCCCUACGUUCACUGCCAGAGGGGGCUCCCUGCCUGCCACAGUGGUCAGUAUAUAUCCGAGCCGCUGUCCGAAAGGAAAAAGGCCUGCCUAUUCUCGUGGAGCUGCUCCGGAUAGAUAAUGACCGUGUGGUAUGUGCAGUGGCCACAGCACUCCGGAACAUGGCCUUGGACGUCAGAAAUAAGGAACUUAUAGGUAAAUACGCCAUGCGAGACCUGGUGCACAGGCUCCCAGGCGGGAACAACAGCAACAACGCAGCGAGCAAGGCCAUGUCGGAUGACACCGUGACAGCUGUGUGUUGCACCCUGCACGAAGUGAUCACCAAGAACAUGGAGAACGCCAAAGCCUUACGCGAUGCCGGCGGCAUCGAGAAGUUGGUUGGCAUUUCCAAAAGCAAAGGAGAUAAACACUCUCCAAAAGUGGUCAAGGCUGCAUCUCAGGUCCUAAACAGCAUGUGGCAGUACCGAGAUCUGAGGAGCCUGUACAAGAAGGAUGGAUGGUCACAGUAUCACUUUGUAGCCUCAUCUUCAACCAUCGAGAGGGAUCGGCAAAGGCCCUACUCCUCCUCCCGCACACCCUCCAUCUCCCCUGUGCGCGUGUCUCCCAACAACCGCUCAGCAAGUGCCCCAGCUUCACCUCGGGAAAUGAUCAGCCUCAAAGAAAGGAAAACAGACUAUGAGUCCACCGGCAGCAAUGCCACUUACCACGGAACUAAAGGCGAACACACAUCCAGGAAAGACACCAUGACAGCUCAGAACACUGGUAUUUCAACUUUGUAUAGGAAUUCCUACGGUGCACCCGCUGAAGACAUCAAACACAACCAGGUUUCAGCACAGCCCGCCCCCCAGGAGCCCAGCAGGAAAGACUACGAGACCUACCAGCCAUUUCAGAAUUCCACGAGAAACUACGACGAGUCUUUCUUCGAGGACCAGGUCCACCACCGCCCCCCGGCCAGCGAGUACACCAUGCACCUGGGCCUCAAGUCCACCGGCAACUACGUAGACUUCUACUCCGCCGCCCGCCCCUACAGCGAACUGAACUAUGAAACGAGCCACUACCCGGCCUCGCCCGACUCGUGGGUGUGAGGCCAGGCGGCAGGAGGCGCUGCGGAACAGUGCAUGUGCAUGCAUACCACGACACACUUCUGUUUCUUUUCUUCUUUCCCUGCCACUUUAGUUUGUUCAAGCCUGUUCCGUAGGAAGGCUGUGAUAACCAAUAAGGAGAUAGCCAGAGCUAUUUUAGAAAGCUAAACUGAAUGGAAGGCUAACUUGGAAAUCGGUAGAACGCUAAGGCAAUCCUAAAUAGGGCAGUGUCCCUGCACCGACCUAGUGUGAGCUGUAGAGUCUUACAAGUGCUUUAUUCUGGAGGUGGAGGAGGAAGGAGAGAGGGGAGGGUGGGGGGGGCCUGGGGGC
Messenger RNA from Dipodomys spectabilis (banner-tailed kangaroo rat), 4094 nucleotides. RefSeq names its product catenin delta 2 (gene Ctnnd2). Gene Ontology annotation, molecular function: cadherin binding. The coding region runs from base 3 to 3767 and encodes 1254 amino acids. Lineage: Eukaryota; Metazoa; Chordata; Mammalia; Rodentia; Heteromyidae. Gene Ontology annotation, biological process: cell-cell junction assembly; dendritic spine morphogenesis; cell-cell adhesion. The transcript has 23 exons. The record is from RefSeq and is a predicted model, not a curated record. Gene Ontology annotation, cellular component: plasma membrane; nucleus; postsynaptic density.